Messenger RNA from Hibiscus syriacus, 1496 nucleotides. RefSeq names its product replication factor C subunit 2-like. Gene Ontology annotation, molecular function: DNA clamp loader activity; ATP hydrolysis activity; DNA binding. The record is from RefSeq and is a predicted model, not a curated record. The transcript is spliced from 7 exons. Bases 222 to 1220 code for a protein of 332 amino acids. Gene Ontology annotation, biological process: DNA repair; DNA-templated DNA replication. Lineage: Eukaryota; Viridiplantae; Streptophyta; Magnoliopsida; Malvales; Malvaceae. Gene Ontology annotation, cellular component: DNA replication factor C complex; nucleus.
CCAGUCCAACCCCACCCCUGUCCGUCCUAUAGAGGGGAUAUUCUCUAAAUUGUGCAAAUUUAGAGUCCCCGCAAGUAAAAGAAGUAAGAGCGGGGAAGCGGGGUGAGGUUUUCAGUCUGUUUCCCUCCAGAGGAAAAGGCACUUCGGAUCACAAGGGGAUUUUAUUUAAAGUAAGACCGGGCACCAUAACAUAGCGAACCCUUUACUGCCUCAACACCGCAAUGGCGUCCUCUUCAUCGUCCAACGCCGCCGGUUACGACGUGCCCUGGGUUGAGAAAUACCGGCCAAACAAAGUCUCCGAUAUCGUUGGCAAUGAAGACGCCGUGUCUCGGCUCCAAGUCAUCGCUCGCGAUGGCAACAUGCCCAAUCUCAUCUUAUCCGGUCCUCCUGGAACUGGUAAAACAACUAGUAUUUUGGCUCUUGCUCAUGAGCUUUUGGGGCCAAACUAUAGGGAGGCUGUUUUGGAGCUAAAUGCAUCUGAUGACAGGGGAAUAGAUGUUGUCCGGAACAAAAUUAAGAUGUUUGCUCAAAAGAAAGUAACUUUACCUCCUGGACGACACAAGAUAGUUAUCCUGGAUGAAGCUGACAGCAUGACAUCUGGUGCACAACAAGCCUUGAGGAGGACAAUGGAAAUAUAUUCAAAUUCUACUCGUUUUGCUCUUGCUUGCAAUACAUCAUCAAAAGUUAUUGAGCCUAUUCAGAGUAGAUGUGCACUUGUCCGAUUUUCAAGGCUAUCUGAUCAAGAGAUUCUAGGCCGUCUGAUGGUGGUUGUAGGUACUGAAAAGGUUCCGCAUGUUCCAGAGGGUCUUGAAGCUAUCAUUUUCACUGCUGACGGUGAUAUGAGGCAAGCAUUGAACAACUUACAAGCUACAUACAGUGGAUUUCAUUUUGUCAACCAAGAAAAUGUUUUCAAGGUUUGUGACCAGCCUCAUCCAUUGCAUGUAAAGAACAUGGUUCGCCAUGUACUUGAAGGGAAAUUUGAUGAUGCUUGUUUGGGUCUGAAGCAACUCUAUGAUUUGGGGUAUUCUCCAACUGAUAUAAUCACAACACUUUUCCGAAUAAUAAAAAAUUAUUAUAUGGCUGAGUACUUGAAACUGGAAUUCAUGAAGGAAACAGGGUUUGCGCAUAUGCGAAUCUGCGAUGGAGUUGGUUCAUAUGUUCAGUUGUGUGGUCUUCUGGCGAAGUUUUCGCUAGCCCGUGAAACUGCUAAAGCUGCAUAAGCUAAAGGUGGUUAGUAAUAAUAGAACCCGCUGCGUGCUUCAUCCUGAUAUAUAUAUAUAUAUUAAGCAAUGCAUUUGGAGAUGUUAGGUAUCAUAUGUAGGAGUAGGACCUUGUGUUGACAGUAAUACUGAAGUUGCUUAUUGCAUGGGAACUCGUCGUGGUUCCAUGGCUCUUGUAUUUGUUGCUAGUGAACGAUGGUGGAGAAUGUUUUGAUGGUUUCACUUAAGAAUUUGAUGCCCUUUUCUUCAUAUGGACAUUUUAUCUCCAAAUGUUAA